AAGCGAACGUGAUUGGUUAUAACCGCUGGAUCCAGCAAAUUAGUUUCAGUUACAGCUGAUAGAAAGCGGCAACUCGUGUAUUCCGUUCUGCUAAACGUAUCCAGGUGAAUGGAUAUGUUUACGUUGAAUACGAAAAUAAUAAAUUCAUAAAAUUUCUGGAGACCGUCUCGCAAUUUAGAGCUCCAUUCGCCGAUAACCACGGAGGAAAUGUUCCUGUCCAAGAUACCGCUUCUUCUCAGAAAUGCUGCAGCUGGUAUCGUGCAACAUGAAUCAAGAUAUCCUAAUGUUCUCGUGCGAAAAUAUCUACGAAACAACAUACCCUCCGUGACAUUUUCCAUGUCGACACAACUGCAAGAACAGAACGAGCAGCAGCAGCAACAGGAUUCAACGAGGGAACAGUCCUCACUUUCGAUAAACACGGGCAUGCCAGACAAGUUGUAUAAAAAAAUUGAGGUUGAAGUUAGGGGAAAUGAUCCAGCGGUAUUAAAAAGCUAUGGAGAAUUUGUGAUGAUGGCCGCAGGUCAUUUGAAUAUCAACAUAGGUAGAAACAUAGCGCCGCGUAAAGCUAUCCACGAACGGUGGACUGUGCUGAAGUCCGCGCAUGUUCAUAAAAAGCACCGUGUUCAGUAUGAAAUCAGGACUUACUAUCGCUAUCUGGACUUUAUGAAAUUGACCGGGUCGACAGCAGAUACUUUUCUAGAAUAUCUACAAAGAAAUUUGCCAGAAGGAGUGGCAAUGAAAGUGACCAAGAUUGAAAUGGAGAAGUUGCCCGUGAGUAUAGCUGAAAUGUGUAACACGUAGCUAUAAUGUGUAACUAGGAAUAAUUAUUCCUAUAAUUCAUAUUGUAGAUAAUUUAUCGAUAUAAACUGUAAGAAAAUA
Molecule: messenger RNA, 879 nt
Organism: Temnothorax curvispinosus
Lineage: Eukaryota; Metazoa; Arthropoda; Insecta; Hymenoptera; Formicidae
Gene: mRpS10
Product: 28S ribosomal protein S10, mitochondrial
Exons: 5
Coding region: 208-801 (197 amino acids)
Cellular component (GO): mitochondrial small ribosomal subunit; mitochondrion
Source: RefSeq, a predicted model, not a curated record